Molecule: messenger RNA, 2103 nt
Organism: Limanda limanda (common dab)
Lineage: Eukaryota; Metazoa; Chordata; Actinopteri; Pleuronectiformes; Pleuronectidae
Product: solute carrier organic anion transporter family member 3A1-like
Exons: 10
Coding region: 1-2103 (700 amino acids)
Biological process (GO): sodium-independent organic anion transport; prostaglandin transport; transmembrane transport
Cellular component (GO): membrane
Molecular function (GO): protein binding
Source: RefSeq, a predicted model, not a curated record
AUGCAGGUGAAAAACCAGAUCUGCACCGAGCGCAGCAGCACCGACGACCCGGAGCAGGAUGACAGCCAGAAGAAGACCUCGUGCUUCUCCAACAUCAAGAUCUUCCUGGUGUCGGAGUGCGCGCUCAUGCUGGCUCAGGGCACGGUGGGAGCCUAUCUGGUAAGUGUUCUAACCACUCUGGAGAGACGCUUCAACCUGCAGAGUGCCGAUGUGGGCGUCAUCGCCAGCAGCUUUGAGAUCGGUAACCUGGCCCUCAUCCUGUUUGUCAGCUACUUUGGCGCCAAGGCCCACAGGCCCCGCCUCAUUGGCUGCGGUGGUAUCGUCAUGGCUCUUGGGGCGUUGCUGUCCGCCCUGCCGGAGUUCCUGACCCAUCAGUAUGAGUAUGAGGCCGGAGACUCCUGGCACGCCGAGGACGGCAGGGACAUCUGCUCCAACAACUCCAGGUCAGAAAACCGAGACUCUGGGUUUAAAUGUGGCAACCGAGCCAACACCAACAUGAUGUACCUUCUGCUGAUCGGAGCCCAGGUUCUGCUGGGCAUCGGAGCCACACCUGUCCAGCCUCUGGGAGUGUCCUACAUCGACGACCAUGUCCACAGGAAAGACUCCUCACUGUAUAUAGGUAUUUUAUUUUCAACUUUAGUUUUCGGCCCGGCUUGUGGCUUCAUCUUAGGUUCCGUCUGUACCAAAGUCUAUGUUGAUGCUGUCUUCAUUGACACCAGUAAGCUGGACAUCACCCCAGAUGACCCUCGCUGGAUCGGAGCGUGGUGGGGUGGCUUCCUCCUCUGUGGUGCCUUACUAUUCCUGUCGGCCCUCUUCAUGUUCGGCUUCCCCCAGUCACUGGACCAGCAGGACAUGGACGGUGGAGGGGAAAGUGAGCAGGCCAUGCUGCCUCCUUCCCUGACCAGCGAAUACCAGGGCUCCAAACCCAAUGGGACCAUGCGGGGCUUUGAAAUAAACAGUGGUCUCACGGUCUGUGAGCAUCUGAGAAUAAUCCCUCGGGUCACCAGGCACUUACUCUCUAAUCCGGUGUUCAGCUGCAUCACACUGGCAGCGUGCAUGGAGAUUGCUGUUGUUGCCGGCUUUGCUGCCUUCCUUGGCAAAUACCUGGAGCAGCAGUUCAACCUUACCACCUCCUCAGCCAAUCAGCUGCUAGGUAUGACGGCCAUACCGUGUGCCUGUCUGGGUAUCUUCCUCGGGGGGCUGCUGGUGAAGAAGCUGAACCUGUCUGCACUGGGCGCCGUCCGAAUGGCCAUGAUGGUCAACCUGGUUUCCACUGCCUGCUACGUCUCCUUUCUCUUCCUGGGGUGUGACACCGGACCAGUCGCAGGGGUCACUGUGGCCUAUGGCAACGAGACGCUGCGAUCCUGGCAGCGACCUGAGUCGCCGUGCAUCAAUAACUGUAACUGCUACACAGCGUCUGUGAGUCCUGUCUGUGGUUCCAAUGGAAUCACCUACCUCUCAGCCUGCUUCGCUGGCUGCACCAAACCAAACCUGACCAGCUGCGCGUGUAUAUCCAGCAAGGAGGAGGAGGCCGUGGCGCUGCCGGGGAAGUGUCCCAGUCCAGGCUGUCAGCAGGCCUUCCUCACCUUCCUGUGUGUUAUCUGUGUGUGCAGCAUGAUCGGAGCUAUGGCUCAGACACCCUCUGUCAUCAUCCUUAUCAGAACUGUAAGUCCAGAGCUGAAGUCUUAUGCCCUUGGGGUUUUGUUCCUGCUGCUGAGACUUAUAGGCUUCAUUCCUCCCCCUCUGAUCUUCGGCAUGGGCAUCGACUCCACCUGUCUGUUCUGGAGCUCAGUGUGCGGUGAGAAGGGAGCGUGCAUGCUGUACGACAACGUGGCCUACAGGCACCUCUAUGUCAGCAUCGCCAUCUUCCUCAAGUCCUCUGCCUUCAUCCUGUACGCCACCACAUGGCAGUGUUUAAGGAAGAACUACAGGAAGUACAUCAAGAACAGCGAGGGGUACCUCACCCCCACCGAACUCUUUGCUUCCAACGUGACUCUGGACAAUUUGGGCAAGGAGAUAACGCAGAACCCGGCCAACAGGACAAAGUUCAUAUACAACCUGGAGGACCCUGAGACAUGCAACAACAUGGAGUCAGUUUUAUAG